AUGAAUCGAAGCGAAAUUGUGGCCAUUACAGGGUUUGGACCCUUCAGACAGUUCUUGGUGAACACGAGCUGGAAAGCAGCCCAGGGUUUGGAGGUAGUCGGGCUGGGAGAGCGGAUUGGUGUUUACAUCAAGGAGUUACCAGUGAGUUAUGUCAAGACUCAGCAAAUCAUUGCUGAUAUCUGGCAGACCCUUAACCCAAAGUUUGCUGUGCAUCUGGGCAUAGCCAGAGGUUCCAGUGUCAUCAUUUUGGAGCAAACGGGGAAGAACAGUAGAUACAGAGACAAAGAUGUGUGUGGCUUGUGUCCUGAGCAUCACUGCUGCGUGGAAGGAGGACCGGAGAAACUGGACUCAGUCAUUAAUAUGAGGAUUGUCUCCAAGCAGUUCAUUCAAGCAGGGAUGGAUGUCAUUUACUCAAGAGAUGCUGGCAGGUACCUGUGCGAUUUUGCAUAUUACUGCUCACUGUAUCAUGGUCAGAGAAGAGCAGCUCUCAUCCAUGUACCAUCAUCUGGCAGCCUGAGCUCAGCUGAAAGACUGGUACCUCUACUGCAGACCCUCAUUCAGGCCAUGCUCAACCAGCUGAAUGACUCGUCCCAAAUGGCAUGACAGGCAGCAGUCACACUGAGCGUUUGAAGAUAUAAGAAAUGGACUGUCGUGGAGACCAUGAUACCAAACCUGAAGGAUCAUCUUAGCAUCCAAAAGAGAGAAAAGAAAAAAAAAAUAGCAGCUUUUUUCUGUACAGACGUCGAGCCAAACUGUAAAAAGGUUUAAAAGAGUGACAAAUCCAAUGGUGUGUAUAAAAAAAGCGGUCCUGCAGUCUAAAAUACAACUGUAAGAGCUUUGUAUUUGAAAUGUAGAGAAACAGACUUUUCUGAAAGAGA
Monopterus albus (swamp eel) is the source of this 878-nucleotide messenger RNA. It is a transcript of the gene pgpep1l, whose product is annotated as pyroglutamyl-peptidase I like. The transcript has 6 exons. NCBI's taxonomy places the organism in Eukaryota, Metazoa, Chordata, Actinopteri, Synbranchiformes, Synbranchidae. Gene Ontology annotation, cellular component: cytosol. Gene Ontology annotation, biological process: proteolysis. Gene Ontology annotation, molecular function: pyroglutamyl-peptidase activity. The record is from RefSeq and is a predicted model, not a curated record. The coding region runs from base 1 to 603 and encodes 200 amino acids.